Messenger RNA from Echinostoma caproni, 732 nucleotides. Lineage: Eukaryota; Metazoa; Platyhelminthes; Trematoda; Plagiorchiida; Echinostomatidae. The record is from the annotation of a GenBank genome assembly.
AUGAGAUUGAGUCCUUCUGGGCUUCAUUCACGCAAAAAAAUUUAUUCUUUAAGUAUUUGUCCCUUCACUUUCCUGAUUCUUAUUCCAGCCAUAAUUGUUGUGGCUUUUAUUUCCGAUUUCACUUGCAGGCUCGGAGCCGACGUCCGAUUUCGACGUAUCGGAAAAGAAACAAUCUAUACAGGUGAUCAUAUCCCUCUGGUUGCCACGGACGAACUGGAAUUGCCAGAUGUUGUUGUCGCGUCGAUCGGUGAUGAUGUAACAAAACGGACUUUGUUGAUUUACGGCCACGUAGAUGUGAAACCGGUCUACGAGGGUGAGAAAUGGACUCACGAUCCGUUCGAUAUGCAAGUGCACGGUGACUAUCUGUCUGGUCGUGGUGUGACCGAUGACAAAGGACCCCUGCUAGGUUGGCUGAAUGCUGUCGAAGCAUUUGUGGUAUGUGUUUAUGGGACGUACGAUUUUCGAGGAGUUGGUGCAAACAUUAAAUUAUAUCUAGACUCUCUGAAGCUCGCAUUGCACGGCAAGGUAUGUUGUACCAGUCUUUUUCGACUGUCGCGUUAUGCACAAUGUGUUGGAACUCCACGGGACAAUAUUUGGCUCCGUAUGUGUCAUAGCAGAUUAGAUAUAUUAUAUAUACUAUAUACUAUUUAUAUAUACUACACAGGGUAUAAAAAGAACAAAUCUGCUGAAUGGAGGGGGAAUAAAAUUGACUACGCGAGAAUAGUCCAAUAA